AUGGUGUUCCAAAACUUCCAUGAAGGCAGUCUUACAUUUCCUCCAACAUACAAGUACGACACGUUCUCUGAUGAUUACGAUACUAGUGAAAAGUGCCGUGUUCCCGCCUGGACAGAUCGGGUACUGUGGAGAGAAAGGCGGGACCCUAAGAACACAAAGUUGAUACGGUAUUUCCGCUCGGAACUGAAAACGUCCGAUCACCGACCGGUUGGAGCCCUCUUUUCAGUGAAUGUUUUUCGUGUUGAUCAAACGAAGUGCUUAGAACUUGUUGAAGAUGUUGUGGCGUGA
This is a messenger RNA of Cooperia oncophora, 288 nucleotides long. The record is from the annotation of a GenBank genome assembly. NCBI's taxonomy places the organism in Eukaryota, Metazoa, Nematoda, Chromadorea, Rhabditida, Trichostrongylidae.